Molecule: messenger RNA, 4246 nt
Organism: Eufriesea mexicana
Lineage: Eukaryota; Metazoa; Arthropoda; Insecta; Hymenoptera; Apidae
Gene: spn-E
Product: tudor domain containing 9 protein spindle E
Exons: 9
Coding region: 8-4246 (1412 amino acids)
Cellular component (GO): intracellular anatomical structure
Molecular function (GO): helicase activity; RNA binding; ATP binding
Source: RefSeq, a predicted model, not a curated record
UAGAAAAAUGCUUGCUGGGCCAACAAGUCGAAAAAAUAUACCCGAAAACAUGUCAUUAUUAGAUAUACAAUUAAAUAUAAGUACAAGUAGCACAACAAAAGGAACAGAUUAUGCAUUAGAAUAUAUACGAAAAGAAGAAGCUGAACUUUUACAGUCUUCUAAUUAUUAUGAUGCAAAUAAACAAAACGACUUUGAAACUGUAUCACAAGGAAGUGCCAUACAAGAUAUUCAAAAUGAAAAAACAUUAAAUAUUUACGAAACAUAUCCAUUUGCUCAGCAUGCAAAAUCUAAUUUAAUAAUUAAUUCCAAAAAAAAUCAAAUAGUGUCUAUGAUUGAAACUAAUUCAGUUGUAGUAAUUCAAGGUCCAACAGGUUGUGGUAAAACUACACAAGUACCACAAUUUAUUUUAGAUAAUUCUUAUCAAAAAAGACUUCAUUGCAAUAUUAUAGUUACACAGCCUAGAAGAAUUGCUGCUAUAAGUAUUGCAAAACGUGUGAGUGCAGAAAGAAAUUGGCCACUGGGUACUCUUGUUGGAUAUCAAGUUGGUCUAAUAAAUCAUGUGUGUAAAGAUACACGUUUGACAUAUUGUACUACUGGAGUACUUUUACAUAAAUUGAUAAAUAGUAAAAAUAUGUUGGACUAUACACAUGUUAUACUUGAUGAAGUACAUGAAAGAGACCAAGAUAUGGAUUUUCUUUUACUUGUUGUUCGGAAGUUAUUACAUACAAAUUCACGUUCAGUAAAAGUUAUUUUAAUGUCUGCUACAUUUGAAGUAGAAAAGUUUGCUAAAUAUUUUUCUUCACCUGUGGGAAAUGAACUUGUUCCUGCACCUGUUAUUGAUAUUUCAAAGAAAACAUAUUUUAAUGUUGGUAUCUAUUAUCUUUGUCAAAUGGGUGCACUGGGACCAAUACCUGAAGUUUCUGCUAUGAAACCAAGUGUUACGAGAAGAAUGAUAGAGUUUUGUGUUAACCUUAUGAAAGUUCUUGAUGAAGUUGAUAUGAAAGCUGAUGAUGUAAAUUAUGAUCCAAAAACAAAUGUUUAUGACAGACAUGUGCUUCUCAUAUUUUUGCCAGGAAUUCAUGAAAUUGAAGAAAUGAAUAGUCUGUUGUCUUUGCCCAAACAUGAACAAUCCAAGUGGGACAUAGUAAUAUUACAUUCAUCAAUUACAAGUGAAGAGCAGCAGCGAAUUUUUCAAAAACCACCUUAUGGUUAUCGUCGCGUUAUCCUAUCUACAAAUAUUGCCGAAAGCAGUAUUACUGUUCCUGAUGUAAAAUAUGUAAUUGACUUCUGCUUAACAAAGCAGCUUAUUAUGGAUCCACAAACGAAUUUUCAGUGCUUAGAAUUAAGGUGGGCGAGUAAAGUAAAUUGCGACCAAAGAGCUGGUCGUGCAGGACGGGUAAUGGAUGGUAGAGUAUAUAGAUUAGUACCACAAGCAUUUUAUAAGGAUAUUUUGCCACAAGAAGUAUUGCCUGAAAUAUUAAGAGCUCCAUUGGAAAAUCUGGUUCUCAAAGCAAAGUUGUUAGACAUGGGAGAACCUAAAGCUAUUUUAGCACUUUCCUUGGACCCACCUGAUCUUGGAAACUUAGAAAGAACAAUAUUAAUGUUAAAGGAAGUAGGGGCAUUAACAAAUAAGUUCAAUGAAAUACAACCUUUUGAUGGAGAACUAACAGACCUUGGUCGAGUUAUGGCCAACUUACCACUGAAUAUUCAGCUAUCGAAAUUAAUAAUGUUAGGGCAUAUUUUUAGUGUUUUAAAAGAUACAAUAAUUAUCGCAGCUAGUUUGUCAGUAAAAGAUGUAUUUAAUAAUCCGUUUCAACAAAAGUUGUUAGCUUAUAAUGUUAGGCUUAGUUGGGCAGCCAAUUCUUGUAGUGACUGUGUAGCUUUCAUGAAUGUAUAUAAAGUAUGGAUAACCGAAAAAGUUAAUCGGCGAUUAAAUAAUGAUGCGGAAGAAAAAAAAUGGGCAAUGAGAAAUUUUGUACAGAUUAGAGUAUUACGUGAAAUUAAAGCUCUAGUAACAGAAUUAACUACUAGAUUGGAAAGAUUAGGUAUACAAGAAAGUGCUGGAAUUAAUAAAGUUGUUUGGAAAGAAGAAGAACGACCGAUUGUUUUAAAAAUUGCAAUCGCUGGUGCAUUUUAUCCCAAUUAUUUUGUUAAAUAUGGAUCAGAAUCAGAAAAACAAUUGAAAGAACAUGCUGAUGUGAAAUUAUUAGGUGGUUUAGAUCCAUUAAAUACAGUAUACUUACAAGGAUGGCCUUUGAAACAACCUGGACUUUUAUAUGCUCGUAGGAUACAAGAUAUUUUUAAGGAUAAUCUGACAACUAUCACUGACAAAAUGAAUGUGUCUUUUGAUGCUUCUUCUCGUAUUUAUAUUCAAUUUAUUGAAAGAGAAUCUAAAAAACAAUGUAAUAAUAUACCAAGAAAAAUAUCUUCUUCUGUCUAUAAAGCAAUUAGAAUGAGACAGUGUAAUAUUCCUAUAGAGAUACCUAUUUUAAAUGAAGAUACAGCCUGUCAGCGAGCAGAAAAAUUGAACUUACAGAAGAAAGUCUUUUUUACACCCGAAAAUUUAAUAAAAAGCAAAAUUAAAUCUGAAUUGCCAGGUUUACGAAUAACCCGCAUUCCUUUGCUAAUACAAAAUAUAAAAAAUCCUGGUUGUUUUUGGGCACAAAUACGUAGUUCUACAUCUACAAAAAGACUACAUAAAAUAAAAUCGACUAUUGAAAAGAUAAAAAAUCAAUCGGAGACAUUAAAAGUAAUUCCAGAUACUGGUACACUUGUAAUUGCACCAUAUGAAGAAAAUAAUUUAAAAGCAUAUUUCCGGGCAGUAGUAUUAGGCCAUAUAACAUUACCAGAAAUAUUAGUGCAAGUAUUUUUCAUUGAUUAUGGUUAUUCAAGCGAGUGUCGGUUAUGUGACUUAAAACGUCUAAACUACGAUUGUGAUAUCUCCGAUGUUCCUGCAUUAGCUUUUGAAUGCAAAUUAGCGAAUAUUGAACCAUCAGGAAUACAUAAUUUCACUGAUGAUUGGUCACAAGCUGCAUGUGAUUUAUUUUGGACCUUAAUUAACAAACCUGGUCAACUCAUUGGUGAUAUUUAUUCUGUUGUCAAUAGCAUAGUUAUGAUAGAAUUGAUGCAUAAAAAUGAAACAGGAGAAGAAAUUAGUAUAAAUCAAUGUCUCAUUGAAAAAAGAUUGGCAAUAAAAAAGGAGGAAAACUAUUUUUCACGCUUCAAUCAUAAUUUAAGACUACAACAAUCAGAUUUAUCAGAUGAACAAUGUUAUCACUAUGAAAAGUUACAGUACAAUCAAGAUUAUAUACCAGAUAUUUAUCCAAAUCCACCUGCAGUUACCGAAUGCUGUACAACAGUAAAUUUACGGGGUCCAUUUUCACCUCUAGAACUUGAAUUAACUCAUCUUGUUGUAGCUGGUAGAGAUAAAAAAGUGAAUAUGGUUUCAAAUUCGGUAAACUCUGUUCUCCUAGAUACCGACCCUGAAGAUUUUUCUCAACGACUAUUAGUGGCAGGAUCUGUAUCUCAAAGUGUACGUGGUCAUAAUUUAACAUUAUAUAAUACAACAUUAAUGCCACGUAUUCCUGGAUUAACUGUUUUACUUACAUUAAUUUUUACACCAUACAUGGAAUUACGACGCAAUAAUUUUGGAACUUAUUACACUGGUGCAUUGUGUGGUUUAGGUUUUGAUCCUGUAACUAAAAGAAGUCUUUUCCCAGAACAUGAUAUAGAAAUUCACUUUGAUGUUGAAAUUACUAUAACUGACUUGCAAUUUAUAAACAGAUUGCGUCACUGGAUGAAUUUUGGAAUGCAAAUUAAUCACCAAUCUGAAGGUAGUAAUAAUAUGGAAGAAUUUAUUAUCUGUCAAAACAGAAUAAAAAAUGCAUUGUUAAAUUUAAUUGAGAAAGAAAGAAAAGUUCAGACUCCUGAAUUAAUUAAAGAUUUUGAUAAGUGGAAUUUGUAUGAUAAAAAUUUAUUACUUCAUUCUAAUAAGCCAUCUAUUAUUACGAGUAUAUAUAGAUUACAUAAUGCAUUAGAAUUAGAAGAAACAUCUGAACUGCAGGAAAUUACAGAACAUGUGAUGAAAUUGCGAGAAUUAUCAAUUGAAGAUCCUAGGAAACCUGAAAAUACGAAUAUUCCAUGCAAAUUGUGUAACGUUGUAUUAAGCGAUAUAUUUGAGCUUCGAAGACAUUUGUAUACAUUAAAACAUAGGCAAAAUGAAGAUACAUUAGGAAUUAAACUUUAA